AUGGAGGGGUCCGCCUACCCGGGGGAGGAGGAAGAGGAGGAGGAGGAGCUGCUGGAGCCGCCCUACGGCCGCGUCGCCCACUCGUGCUCCUCCCUCAUCCGCCUCGAGCAGGAGGCCAAGCGCAGGAAGCGGGCGCAGCAGCAGCAGCGCCGCCUCUACACCAUCAUGCCAGGGAGGCAGAAUAGUGAUGAGGAUGUGCUGGACCUGGCUGAAUACACAAAGAAUCAACCGUGGUGGCGCAAGCUAUUUGGGCCGAGUUCAACGUCCAAUGAAGAAAAAUACAACGUGGCCACCCAGCUGGCGAUUGGAGGCGUCACGGGAUGGUGCACCGGGUUCAUCUUCCAGAAGGUUGGCAAACUAGCAGCAACAGCAGUGGGCGGGGGCUUCUUCCUGCUUCAGCUUGCAAACCACACAGGAUACAUCAAAAUCGACUGGAAGAUGGUGGAACGAGAUGUAAGCAAAGCUAAGAAGCACCUGAAGUUUUCAGGUAGCACCUCCAGCAAGCUGGCGCCAGAGAUGAAGAGCCAAUUUGAUGAGGCCGUCAGUUUUCUGAAGAGGAACGUUCUGCUGUCUGGAGGCUUCGUCGGUGGGUUCUUGCUUGGCAUGGCUUCUUAGGAGUCCUGCCCAAUCUGCCUUUCCACCUGCUGGUGCUGCGGCCAUCUCCUGCUUCGUUCCUCCACUGCCCGGUUAGCCCACUGAAGCACUCAGCCUCCUGACUUGCCCUUUUUU
Protobothrops mucrosquamatus (brown spotted pit viper) is the source of this 729-nucleotide messenger RNA. RefSeq names its product FUN14 domain containing 2 (gene FUNDC2). The coding region runs from base 1 to 615 and encodes 204 amino acids. The transcript is spliced from 5 exons. The record is from RefSeq and is a predicted model, not a curated record. Gene Ontology annotation, biological process: autophagy of mitochondrion. Gene Ontology annotation, cellular component: mitochondrial outer membrane. NCBI's taxonomy places the organism in Eukaryota, Metazoa, Chordata, Lepidosauria, Squamata, Viperidae.